Molecule: messenger RNA, 1037 nt
Organism: Puntigrus tetrazona (Sumatra barb)
Lineage: Eukaryota; Metazoa; Chordata; Actinopteri; Cypriniformes; Cyprinidae
Gene: tomm20b
Product: translocase of outer mitochondrial membrane 20b
Exons: 5
Coding region: 148-588 (146 amino acids)
Biological process (GO): protein import into mitochondrial matrix; tRNA import into mitochondrion; protein targeting
Cellular component (GO): mitochondrial outer membrane translocase complex; mitochondrial outer membrane
Molecular function (GO): transmembrane protein transporter activity
Source: RefSeq, a predicted model, not a curated record
UGUCACGGGUUCUGACGUCACCGGGGUCCUUCCUCGUGCGGCUCUCCGUGAGGGUCAUGCAGUCAGUCUGAUCGCUGGUGUUAUUAUUAUUAUUAUUAUUAUUUCUGGGGCGUGAUAUCGUGUCGUGUCGUGCUGAUCUCUCUCGUCAUGAUGGGCGGCAGCAGCAGCAGGAUCGCGGCUGGUUUGGGAGCAGCGCUCUUCGUCGGUUACUGCAUUUAUUUCGACAGAAAGAGACGGAGUGACCCGAACUACAAGAACAAACUACGAGAACGAAGGAAAAAGCAGAAGGCUGCUCAGGAGAAAGCUGGAUUAUCGAAGUUACCAGACCUGAAAGACGCUGAAGCCGUUCAGAAGUUCUUCCUGGAGGAGAUUCAGCUCGGAGAAGAGCUCCUGGCUCAGGGUGACUAUGAGAAAGGCGUGGAUCACCUGACGAAUGCGAUCGCUGUGUGUGGUCAGCCUCAGCAGCUCCUUCAGGUUCUUCAGCAAACCCUUCCUCCUCCGGUCUUCCAGAUGCUCCUCACCAAACUCCCGUCCAUCAGUCAGCGUAUCGUCAGCGCUCAGAGUAUCAGCGACGACGACAUCGAGUAGAAGACCUCCAGCGGCGCUGUGACAUCACUUCCUGUCUGCCUCGAAUCAGUCAGUCGCUCUGUCCCGCCCCUUUCCAUCCUGGUUCUCGAACGCCGAACGCACAGAUACGGAUUUAAAGAAGCUUUUGGGACGAAAUGUUUGUUUCGGUGUAUUUGAAUGACAAGCAUGACCUUUUUUUCCGUCAGUUAUUUGUUUUACUAACAAAGCAUUUUGGGUAUACAAAAAUAAUAAAAUAUGCAAGCAGCAAAAUAAACGCGUCGCCGUAGAGGCUGGUAGACGGGCGACUAGAGCUGCUGUCAUUUAUCUGUGUUCAUGUGUUUAAGUUAUUUUUAAAGGCUGUGAGAUGUCUAACGUGGGAUAGGAAGCACGUUUAAAGGUGCUCUGUUUCAAGUAGGGGAGAGUUUCCUCUUUUUUUAAAACUCCAAAAUAAAAAAAAAUCAUUGUAUGGA